Molecule: messenger RNA, 1255 nt
Organism: Lolium perenne
Lineage: Eukaryota; Viridiplantae; Streptophyta; Magnoliopsida; Poales; Poaceae
Product: dehydration-responsive element-binding protein 1H-like
Biological process (GO): regulation of DNA-templated transcription
Molecular function (GO): DNA-binding transcription factor activity; DNA binding
Source: RefSeq, a predicted model, not a curated record
CCCUCAGUCCAGCUCAAGCCUCAAGCUAGCAACCAGUCCUCCACCACUGAGCUAUCAAUCGGCAGCUAGUAGCCAUGGGCAUGAGCCUUGAGCACUCGAGCUCUCCCUCCUCCUCCUCCACGGCCGAGCACGUUGGCGCGGCGCAGUGGCCUUGGCCGCCGAAGCGCCCCGCGGGGCGCACCAAGUUCCGGGAGACGCGUCACCCGGUGUUCCGCGGCGUUCGCCGCCGUGGCAGCGCCGGGCGGUGGGUCUGCGAGGUUCGCGUCCCUGGGCAGCGCGGCACACGCCUCUGGCUUGGCACCUACGUCGCCGCCGACGCGGCCGCGCGCGCGCACGACGCCGCCAUGCUCAUGCUCCGCGGCCGCUCCGCCGCGUGUCUCAACUUCCCGGACUCCGCGUGGCUGCUCGAUGUGCCGCCCUCGUUCGCCGACCUCGCCGAUAUCAGGCGAGCGGCCGUCAAGGCCGUUGCGGACUUCCUGCGCCGCCGGGACGCCGCUAGCGCUUCUGCCGCCGCUGCGGUCCAGGAAGUCACCUCAAGCGUGUCCGCGCCGCCUUCAGCGGCAUGCAGUGCCCGUGCCCGCUCGUCGGAAAUGGCGAGGAAUUUCGCUGAUGCUGCUUUUGAGGCGCCAAGUGCCGCACUGGACAGCGACGUGUUCGAUCUCGACUGCCUGUUUGGGGAAACGGACUUGGACGCGUAUUACUACGCGAGCCUUGCGCAGGGGCUUCUCAUGGAGCCCCCGCCCCCGCCGGCCACCGGGGCAUACAGCUGGGGCCAGGACAACGGAGACUUCGGCGACGGCGGGGCGGGAGCCGGAGCUGAUGUCGCGCUCUGGAGCUAUUAGCUAGCAACCGAGACUUCCAGCAUGAUUACGUCGUCGUCGUGACACACCGUCGGUCGCGAUGAUGUUCUCGCCAGUGUCGCAGAUCAAUUUCAACUCAGGUUAUUCGCGUCUCCCACUCUUGGCAACCAGACGUACAUGCAGCUUCUCGUCGCCGUCGUCGGCCAAGCUACUGAAGCUACCAGCAGAAGGGAAACAGUAACUGUGCCGCGCUCUCACGCGCUGACACUGCAAGUCUUGACUCUUCUUCGCUCCCUGUCUUGAUGUAGUGUCCCUUUUGUUGCAUAUUUUGAAAAGGUUCUAGCAAUCACUGGUGAGGUGCCAUGGGCACGCAAGAUUGACCUUUAGGCGAUAUUGCAUGAUCACUUGGAAUAAAAACUGGAAAUUGCGAAAAAUUCUAAAUUCUUUGCCCCAAA